Molecule: messenger RNA, 324 nt
Organism: Symbiodinium sp. CCMP2592
Lineage: Eukaryota; Dinophyceae; Suessiales; Symbiodiniaceae
Source: the annotation of a GenBank genome assembly
AUGGCUCUGCCCGCCAUGAAGACUGCAAUGAAAAAGGACUCAAAGAAAGGUCAUGCGAUGAAGGCAAAGCGCGUGACUCAAGUUGCGCGGGGAAGGCUCGCCAAAUCGAUGGUCUUCAGCGGCAAGAAGGCAAAGACGAGUGGCGGUCUGACAAAGGACCUGCUCAUGUCAAACGCCAAGGGCAAAAUCGUCUCGAAGAGGCAGUCUGCCCAUGGAAAGAAGAGUUUCAAGCAUAUUGAGGGCUGGGUCGAGGCAGUGAUGGAGGCCUGGUUGGGUAUCCACUGGCAAGCUGCAACUCAGCAACUCCCAGAGUCUGUCAGCUGA